Molecule: messenger RNA, 2590 nt
Organism: Alnus glutinosa
Lineage: Eukaryota; Viridiplantae; Streptophyta; Magnoliopsida; Fagales; Betulaceae
Product: CSC1-like protein At1g69450
Exons: 11
Coding region: 310-2457 (715 amino acids)
Cellular component (GO): plasma membrane
Molecular function (GO): calcium-activated cation channel activity
Source: RefSeq, a predicted model, not a curated record
AAAAGAUUCGUCCAAGUUAUUUAUUUGGACAACACAAAACAAUGGACAUAGCGAGGCUACAGGGGCACUUUUGGCAUUACAAUCACUAGGAACUAACUAGAAAUCAAAACCAGGCGCUAGGAAUAUCCCAGGUGGAUUUUCUUUUCAUUGAAGAACAGUUACAAACUACAACAUCAGUAGCUACAAUCUGUUGUUUUUACUAUAUUAUAAGGAGUUCAAGUUGGGUUCACUUCGCUUCACAGCGCCAACAACACGAGUUUGGUGUUUGAUAGGUCAUCUAAUUCGAGGUUUUGAGAUUGCUCUGAAGAAAUGCUUGUCUCUGCUCUUCUAACAUCUGUUGGAAUAAAUUUUGGGCUAUGCGUUUUAUUCUUCACAUUGUACUCUAUAUUGAGGAAACAACCAAGUAACUAUGAUGUUUAUAUACCACGCUUGUUGGUUGAAGGAACUUCUACACGGAGAAGUGGUUUCAACCUAGAAAGGCUAAUACCUUCUCCUGGUUGGGUGAGAAGGGCGUGGAAGCUUUCUGAAGACGAACUACUGUCAUCCUCAGGCUUGGAUGCCGUGGUUUUUAUGCGCAUUAUAACCUUCUGUUUGAAAAUAUUUUUGGUUGCUGGGAUUAUUGGGGUCUUUAUUCUUCUCCCAGUGAACUGCACGGGAGAUCAGCUUGAAGGUGUUGACUUCGUUGAUUUUUCAAAUAAUUCCUUGGAUGUAUUUACCAUUUCAAAUGUAGACAGUGGCUCAAAAAGGUUGUGGAUUCACUUCAGCGCUGUUUAUGUUGUCACUGUGUUUGUCUGCUAUCUACUGUAUUAUGAAUACAAAUAUAUUUCUUCAAAAAGGAUCGCUUAUUUUCUUUCAUCAAAACCUCAGCCACAUCAAUUCACCAUCUUAGUUCGCAGUAUUCCUGUUUCUGCCGGGAACAGCAUCAGUGACAGUAUUGACAACUUCUUUAGAGAGUAUCAUCCUUCAACAUAUCUGUCACAUUUGGUUGUUCGUCGUACAAACAAACUACGGAAUCUCAUUCAUGAUGCCAAGAAGUAUUACAAAAGGAUUAUUCGCUUGCAAUCAAAUCCUACUCAACACAGGUAUGGGUGUAACAAUUGCUUUGGAUUGUUUGGACGCAAUGUUGAUCUUGUGGAUCAUUAUGAAAAGAAGUUAGAAGACAUAGAGGAGAAUGUGAGAUUGGAGCAAUCAGAUGUUUCAUUGGCUGGAGAAGAAAUUCCUGCCGCCUUUGUGUCCUUCAAGUCUCGGUAUGGUGCUGCAAUUGCUUUUCAUUUGCAACAAUCAAUCAAUCCCACUCAUUGGGUCACAGAGCAAGCUCCUGAGCCUCAUGAUGUUUACUGGCCUUUCUUCUCUUCAUCAUUUAUGCGAAGAUGGAUUUCUAAGCUGGUGGUUAUAGUUGCAUGUAUUCUUCUUACAAUCUUAUUCCUUAUACCUGUUGUAGUUGUGCAAGGUCUUACUAACCUGAGUCAGUUGGAAGGUUGGUUUCCUUUCCUGGAAAGCAUUCUUACCAUAACAUUCGUUAGUGAAGUAAUUACAGGAUACCUUCCCAGUCUAAUUCUUAUGUUGUUUCUGAAAACGGUGCCUCCUGUGAUGGAGUUGCUUUCUUCCAUUCAAGGAUAUGUUUCCCAUAGUGCCAUAGAAAGGAGUGCAUGUAUCAAAGUACUGUGGUUCACAAUAUGGAACAUUUUCUUUGCAACUGUAUUUUCUGGAUCAGUUUUAUAUCAGGUUUCCAUCUUCCUCGAACCCAAGAAUAUUCCUGCGAAGCUAGCCGUUUUGGUUCCAGCACAGGCAUCAUUUUUCAUUGCUUAUGUUGUCACAUCUGGAUGGACAAGCGCUUCAUCCGAACUCUUUCGCCUUGUCCCUCUUGUUUGGGGUCUAAUAACAAAACCUUGUACAAGAAGUACGGAUGAUGAACUUGAAGUUCCAACUAUUCCUUACCACAGGGACAUUCCAAGACUUCUUUUCUUUGGACUUCUUGGGAUUACAUAUUUUUUCCAAGCUCCAUUAAUUCUACCCUUCCUCUUAGUGUACUUCUGUCUUGGAUACAUCAUCUACCGUAACCAGUUCAUAAAUGUAUAUGCACCAAAGUAUGAAACUGCUGGGAAGUUUUGGCCUACCGUACACAAUUCAAUGAUAUUUUCUCUGGUACUCAUGCAUGCUAUUGCUGUGGGAAUCUUCACGCUGAAGAAGCUCUCUCUAGCUUCAACUUUAAUUUUCCCUCUUGCAAUACUCACGCUUCUCUUUAAUGAGUACUGCCGGAAACGUUUCCUACCCAUCUUCACUGCCUACCCGGCUGAGACUUUGAUAAAGAAAGACAGGGCAGACGAGAAUGAUGCUGCACUGGCCGAGUUUUUAGAUAACUUGGUCACUGCUUAUCAGGACCCAGCAUUUACGCCAAUUCAUUUCUCUUCAAACGACGGUCUUCACAGUCCCCUUAUAUCAUCUGCUGAAGUUUGAGCCUGAGAUAUGAUUUUAUUUCUACCAUAUUACAUUGUCUGGUAUUGGUGGUGCCUUUUCUUUACUGCCAUUUUCAUAUGUAAUGCUUGAUUCUUUUUACUUGAGCAAUAAGAAAUGUCCUGCUUUGUGUGCA